This is a messenger RNA of Anopheles maculipalpis, 2245 nucleotides long. It is a transcript of the gene Mcm5, whose product is annotated as DNA replication licensing factor Mcm5. The record is from RefSeq and is a predicted model, not a curated record. Gene Ontology annotation, biological process: DNA replication initiation; double-strand break repair via break-induced replication; DNA replication. The coding region runs from base 25 to 2226 and encodes 733 amino acids. Gene Ontology annotation, molecular function: single-stranded DNA binding; single-stranded DNA helicase activity; 3'-5' DNA helicase activity. NCBI's taxonomy places the organism in Eukaryota, Metazoa, Arthropoda, Insecta, Diptera, Culicidae. Gene Ontology annotation, cellular component: MCM complex; nucleus. The transcript is spliced from 3 exons.
AAACUUCUCUUAAACCUCUAAAUCAUGGAUGGGUUUGAUGAUGUCGGUGUGUUUUUCUCGGACAACUUCGAUGGUGAUCAGCAGCAGAACUCGAACCAAAUCAAUCUGCAGCUCGUGAAAAAACAAUAUCGCGAGUUUAUUCGUACGUUUUGUGAAGCUAAUUUCUCUUAUAAAUAUCGCGACACUUUGAAGCGCAACUACCUGUUGGGACGCUUCUAUCUAGAGGUGGAGAUCGAGGAUCUGGCUGGAUUCGAUGAGUCGUUAGCCGAUAAGCUGUACAAGCAACCAACCGAACAUUUGCAGAUAUUCGAAGAAGCUGCACGAGAGGUAGCGGACGAGAUCACCUCUCCGCGGCCGGAAGGUGAGGAGGUGGUGCAUGAUAUUCAGGUGCUGCUCGUUUCCGGUGCAAAUCCGACCAACAUCCGCGAACUGAAGUCGGACUGUGUGUCAAAGCUGGUGAAGGUGGCUGGCAUCAUAAUUGCGGCAUCCGGCAUAAAGGCCAAGGCGACGCGCAUUUCCAUCCAGUGUCGUACAUGCAACAAUGUCAUUCCCAAUUUGCCGGUCAACCCGGGCUUGGAAGGCUAUCAGCUACCGAGAAAGUGCAACACGGAACAGGCGGGUCGGCCAAAGUGUCCGCUCGAUCCGUACUUUAUAAUGCCGGAUAAGUGCCGAUGUGUGGAUUUUCAAGUGCUGAAGCUACAGGAACUUCCCGAUUUUAUACCGCAGGGUGAAAUCCCACGCCACAUGCAGCUGUUCUGCGAUCGCAGCCUGUGCGAACGUGUUGUGCCAGGCAAUCGGGUUUUGAUUCAUGGCAUCUAUUCGAUCCGCAAGAUCGCGCGCCAGGGCAAGCGCGAAGGACGGGAAAAGGCGAUCAUCGGUGUGCGUGCACCAUACAUGCGUGUGGUAGGCAUCACGGUAGACACGGAAGGAAUGGGAGCAAUCUCGCGCUUCAACAACAUCACCACGGAGGAGGAAUCAACGUUCCGGAAGUUGGCAGCUAGUGCGAAUGUUUUCGACACGCUGGCGGACAGUUUGGCGCCAAGCAUUUUCGGCUCGCAGGACAUUAAAAAAGCGAUCACUUGUAUGCUGUUUGGAGGAUCGCGGAAGCGUAUGCCGGACGGGUUGACACGGCGAGGGGACAUUAACAUACUGCUGCUAGGUGAUCCCGGUACGGCCAAAUCACAGUUGCUCAAGUUUGUGGAAAAAGUCGCACCGAUCGCAGUGUACACGUCCGGAAAGGGUUCGAGUGCGGCCGGUUUAACUGCCUCGGUGAUACGCGAUCCGGCAACGCGAAACUUUAUCAUGGAGGGUGGUGCGAUGGUGCUGGCCGACGGUGGCGUAGUCUGUAUCGAUGAGUUCGACAAGAUGAAGGAGGACGAUCGUGUCGCGAUUCACGAAGCGAUGGAACAGCAGACAAUUUCGAUCGCAAAGGCAGGCAUUACGACCACACUGAACUCGCGGUGUUCGGUGCUAGCGGCGGCCAAUUCCAUCUUCGGUCGCUGGGACGAUACGAAGGGUGACGAGAAUAUUGACUUCAUGCCAACCAUUCUGUCCCGUUUCGACAUGAUCUUCAUCGUGAAGGAUGAGCAUGAUCAGCGGCGUGAUAUUACGCUCGCCAAACACGUGAUGAGCGUGCACAUGAACGCGUCGAAAGCCACCGCCGAACCGAAGGAGGGUGAAAUUCCGUUGGCCGUGCUAAAGAAAUACAUUCACUACUGCCGCACGCACUGUGGCCCACGGCUGAAUGAGCAGGCAGCCGAGAAACUGAAGAGUCAGUACGUGCGCCUGCGUGCCGGUGUUGGUGAGCACGAGCGUGCCACCGACAAGCGGCUGUCGAUUCCGAUCACGGUGCGCCAGCUGGAGGCCAUCAUUCGCAUCUCGGAAUCGUUGGCCAAAAUGCAGCUGCAACCGUUUGCGACCGAGGCGCAUGUCAGCGAAGCGUUGCGUCUCUUUGCCGUUUCGACAAUGACCGCUGCAAGCAGUGGUUCGUUGGCCGGUGCGGAAGGCUUUACCAGUGAGGAGGAUACGGAGAUUUUGAACCGCAUCGAGAAGCAGCUAAAGCGUCGGUUCGCGAUCGGAUCGCAAGUUUCGGAGCAGAGCAUUAUUCAGGACUUUGCGAGACAAAAGUACUCGGAGGCAGCGGUGCGAAAGGUGAUCCAUACGCUGAUUCGGCGCGGAGAGUUGCAACAUCGUUUGCAGCGUAAAAUGUUGUAUCGAUUGUCUUGAAAUGUGGUGUGUGUUGGAA